Molecule: messenger RNA, 519 nt
Organism: Drosophila pseudoobscura
Lineage: Eukaryota; Metazoa; Arthropoda; Insecta; Diptera; Drosophilidae
Exons: 1
Coding region: 247-519 (90 amino acids)
Source: RefSeq, a predicted model, not a curated record
UAAAUUUAUGGCCCUAGGGCAAGAGGCAAGCAGCACACGUGUGCGACAUGCCCACACAUUGACACCUUGCCACACCGAGCGGGGCAAGCCCCAGCCCCCAGCCAGCCAACCACACCGCAGCGGCAGUGGCAGCGGCAGCCAGCACACACACUCAUCUAGAACUCGAAACAGUUGCAGGUCCCUUGGCGUAUUUCGUAGUGGUUUUUUGUUAAUGCUGGGCAGGCACAAACGCGCUGACACUGCCGCAUGGAAUCGAAGACGAAGUCGAAGUCGAAGUCCAUGCCCCAUGUCCAUGCCCAUGCCACGUACGUGCGGCCAAACAAAUUACAGGGAAAUUGCGUCACCUGCAGGAAUUUCCACUCAACAUUGUCAAAUGCCAUCAAAAGUUGUUGGACAUGUUGUAACAUUAAUUUGACAUUUUACUGCAUUGGACAGGGGACCGGGAUCGGGACCCAAUCGCAUCCAGGAAUCAGAUGGGAUACCAGUCCACAGCCUGCAUGCAUAUGCAUAUCUGACUAA